Geodia barretti is the source of this 1160-nucleotide messenger RNA. The record is from the annotation of a GenBank genome assembly. Lineage: Eukaryota; Metazoa; Porifera; Demospongiae; Tetractinellida; Geodiidae.
AGCCCCGCCCAUUUUCUUCUCCGCUGCGCUUGUGCCGAGCCAGGGAUCAUCAUGGUAAAGGCAACCUUCAGUCUACUUUACUAAGAGGCAGGACAGGCUGAUUUUCCAUCCACGGUUUUUGCUUUCUUCCCCUUGCUUCUUCCCCUUGCUAUCUAGAGGUUUCGUUUCUGUGGGGACCUGGACUGUCCCGACUGGCUCCUGGCAGAGAUCAGCAUUCUCUCCAAGUUGACCUCAGUGAAGAUGAAGCUGCUGUGUGCACAAGUGAUCAAGGACAUUCUGGGAGACUCUAUUGACUAUGGCAAGGUGGGUAAACUGACGGCAGAUGCCAAGUAUGAGGACUCUGACAUCAAGGCAGCCAUUGCAGCUCUCUCCUUCAUCUUCACCAGUGCUGCCAAACACAGCGUCGCUGGAGAUACUCUGGAUAAUGAACUGCAGCAACUCGGACUGCCUAAAGAGAAUGCGGGGUCUGUGUGUAAAGUGUAUGGUGACAAUAUCCAGAAACUGACAGCAGCUCUCAACGACAGGAGCCUCAGAGUGUCAACCCUGGACAGUGUUCAGUGGAGGGUAGACUACGUUCUCAGUUCCAGCGCCGUCAAGGAUAUUGGAGAGCCAAGUGUGGCACUCCAGCUCCUGAGAAAGAAUCCAGUCACCAAGGAAACGACCCCUGUGACCUUUACACUCUCCCAGGAGAAAUUCAGACUCCUCCUCAGAGAUCUAAAGCAGGCUCACUCCACAAUGCAAUCACUUGCAAACUAGAGACAUAGUUUUAGUAUGUAUAUAAGUGUAUAUUUGAUAAAUCGCAUUGUGUGCUAUUAUACUUUUCGUGUGUUUAAAAUUUGGUUUGAAAAAUAGCUGAUUUUUUAGUGACUAGUCUUUACAAGUUGAGUAGGGAUCUAGAGCGACAGUGGCAUGUGGUGAUGGGAUGGCACAUCUGGUGUAUACUCUAUUCUCGAUGGAGUAGCACAAACACUGCCAGACCUCCCAGCAGUACAUACUGUGGAUAAUGCAUACAGCAGGUUAAUACAAACUAGACUAGUAAUCGUUUGGCAUGGGCAGAAAGGGGGUUAACUCUUGACAUGUGCAUGUGUAGUGGUGCAGUUACGUAAUAUACCCAUAUAUAGUCAAAGUAACGCUGACCUUGAGCAUGGGAUAGUCAUUCA